UUGGCUUCGGGCAAUGGGCCAAAGAUGCUUUGAAUAGAAGUAGCAUCAACCAGAUAAAGCGCAGCGGGGUGCCUGGGCGGAAUGCAGAAGGAACGCUUGGAGGCGAUGUAGGCCGGAAAACGUUCUUCUUCUUCCUAAGUUGCCAUUGUUAGUUUAGACCGCAAGUAUAUGUGUAAACUCUGUCUACCAGUCUGCGGAGAGCAGAGCAACGGUACCCAGUCAUGGAUAGCAGAACGUUGGCAUCUGAUGUCAUCAGCUAUGAAAACGAUAGUCCCAGAGUAAGCAGUGCGAGAAGCAGUGAGUCCUGGAACCAAGAUCUGAUCGUGUAUGGAGUUUCAAUCGGCGUUCCACUCUUGCUCCUUGUCGUGAUGGUUCUCAUUUUCUGGAAACACCGGCAAAAGAUGAUUGAUGCAGAUAAGGCCAGACCUCGCCGGCAACUCCCAUCGGCAUGGCGUGGUGCCGAGCUUCUAGCUGCCAGUAUGGUCACUGCUGCUGGGUCACCGGUCAAGGUGAUUCCAGAAUGUGCUAUGCAGGUCGGUGCUCAGCUGGGUCAAGGUCGCUAUAGCAACGUGUGCCGGGCAACCAUUCGACUGCAGGAGCACAAGCAGAGAAAGGGCUCCAAAGCGGUGGCAGUGAAAAUCCUUUCAAACUCUACUGAAGACUCACACCAGGCAGUUCAGGCCAUGCUGGCAGACCUGGCGGUGAUGACAAAGCUUUCGCAGCACGACAGCAUAGUCGGCAUACUGUUUGGUGGACUAUUUCAAGGUAGUCCCUGUGUCGUUAUGGAGUACAUGGACGGCGGAGACCUGCAUACGUACAUACGCCAUGUCAAGGCUUGCUCUUCCAUCACCACCGGCAACAGCAGCAGCAGCAUCGUCACCACCACCAGCAUCAACAGCAUCAACAGCAGUCAUACUGCAGCGCUGUCCAUCCAGCAAGCCAUUGGCGUGGUCCUGCAAGUAGCUAAGGGUAUGGCCAUCUUGGCUGAGCACAAGGUCGUCCACCGUGCCGUGUCCGCUCGUAACAUGCUGGUGCGCGAACACGGAAAUGGCAGCUUGCAGGUGAAGAUAUCCGACCUUGGCGUGGCGAGGCAACUCCUAAACAGCCACGAGUAUCACCAGCUAACGAUGAACACGGACGCCAUGAAGUGGAUGGCUGUGCAGGCAAUGCGUGACGGAGUAUUCAACACGGAGAGUGACAUAUGGUCGUUUGGAGUUCUUGUGUGGGAGGUCCUGACAUGUGGCGAGGUUCCGUACUCUGAUGUGGAGAAUUGGCUGCUACCAGCGGUGCUUCAGAGUGGAAAGCGUCUUAUGAAGCCACUCUGCUGUCCUCAUGAUGUGUACGACUUGAUGACUUCCUGCUGGUGUUUGGAUGCAUCAGCUAGGCCAUCAUUCAGCCAGCUGGAGACAGCGUUUUCGAAUAGGCUUCAGGAAAUGAAGGUCAAGCAAGCAGACACAUGUAACAAUGAAAAGGAGGCAGCACUGCAGAGAUCUCCCCUGGAAAACAUGACCGGUGACCAAGAUAUGUCAACGGAGAACUCGGCUACGGAAUUCGGUCUCUCCCAUCUGACAGUCCAGAGCAGGGACCGAUCACAAUCGACAUCGCUCGUCCUACACACCAUCGCAACACCAUUCCACACAUUUCAACCGACCAGGCGCUACACCUUGCCCCCGGGUAUGAUCAUAGUCGACUCCAGUGAUACUGCACAUCCGGGUCAUGCUGUCAUGUAUGAGCAAUGACAUAGUAAUGAACAAGUAUCACCAGCCAUGUAUGCUCGUCCCGCAUAUUAUUUAAUUAUAUGAAAUGAGUAUGUACAUGGCUGCUCAGUGAAAUCCAUUCGUGUCACAACAAAGAAAUGCGCCGGGCGUUGCGUGACUCUAGACUUGCGAACGCUGGACUGCGAAAUGGUGCGCAACACAAACUCGAAUGACACGACUGGGUUUCAUGAGCUGGACUGUGUCUGAUGUCCAGUGAGACUUGUACAGCCUGUAUGUGGGCCAUGGCCGAACUAACACAUACAGAACAAGCACACGCACACACAUACAGCUCCAGUGACACACAUAAUUAAUCAUACGGUGGGCUGGUACGGCCCUGACGACAUCCCGGCAGGAGGCUAUGAAAUUACGGCACUCUUAUAGUGUGCAGAGUGCUACCAAACUGCAGUACUACUAGGCAUUCCUUGCACAUACCUCACUAGAUUCUAUUCCAUUUCUACACUACAGUUCUUUUGGUACAUGUACCAGUAGAGUAAGGGUGAUAGUAGCGUGCCAUCUGUGUAUACUCAGAAAGUGGUGGACAUCACGCAACUGCAUUGUAAAUAAAAGCGGUGUGUAAGUUGCCAAAUGCCGCCGAGUGUGUGCCUAAAAGCAACCAGGUAUGAUACACUCAGAUGUAACCAUGCAUCAUGCUAUGAUACUGAAGCGGCACAAGGACUAGUGAUUGGCCGGCCUGUAGACCUGGACAUGUAGCUAGGAGUAGCCGCAGGAGGGAUGUACAAGCCAUCGGUUCUAAUCUAACAAUUAUUGUCAUCUGUUGGCAUUUUUGCUUUGCUUCAUGUUGGCAUGGCACACGUGUGGUAUGAUCUCAUGAUCUCCUGCAUUUCUUGAGCUAUUUGUAAAACCUGUUUGAGUACCAAUGUUGCUAUGGACAAUGUUGCUAUGGACAAUGUUGCUAUGGAUUAUGCGAUAGUCAUAGUGGCGACAGUGCCAACAUAUCCAUUGUGCUACUUCCAAGUUUGCCUGUAUGUAGCGACAGGGCUGUAGUGAAUUUGCUACACCGGCCUACUCCCUAGAUUUCAAUCUAUAUUAUGGAUAUGGCACAAUCAACUGUAGGUUUAUGUUUUACAUGCUAAGUUUGUUUCCAUAGUAUGAGCA
Messenger RNA from Sycon ciliatum, 2873 nucleotides. Its product is annotated as fibroblast growth factor receptor-like. Gene Ontology annotation, biological process: multicellular organism development; protein phosphorylation; positive regulation of kinase activity. The record is from RefSeq and is a predicted model, not a curated record. Gene Ontology annotation, molecular function: transmembrane receptor protein tyrosine kinase activity; ATP binding. Bases 222 to 1739 code for a protein of 505 amino acids. Gene Ontology annotation, cellular component: plasma membrane; signaling receptor complex. The transcript has 13 exons. Lineage: Eukaryota; Metazoa; Porifera; Calcarea; Leucosolenida; Sycettidae.